Eublepharis macularius is the source of this 843-nucleotide messenger RNA. It is a transcript of the gene TNFRSF4, whose product is annotated as TNF receptor superfamily member 4. The coding region runs from base 1 to 843 and encodes 280 amino acids. The transcript is spliced from 7 exons. Gene Ontology annotation, molecular function: tumor necrosis factor receptor activity; protein binding. Gene Ontology annotation, biological process: inflammatory response. The record is from RefSeq and is a predicted model, not a curated record. NCBI's taxonomy places the organism in Eukaryota, Metazoa, Chordata, Lepidosauria, Squamata, Eublepharidae.
AUGAAACGCCACUUGAGCUUCUCUGUGCUUCUACUUCUCUCGCCUGUCGUUCCAAUUUAUGGGCUACAGUGUGGCAAACACGAAUAUCCCUUCCAAAAUAUGAAAUGCUGUCACGAGUGUCCACAAGGGACAGAAAUGCGAGAGCGUUGCACUGAAAACAGUGACACCGUUUGCCAACCGUGUGAGAAAGGGUCGUACAACAAUGUACACACUGUUUGGAACUGUAAGAGCUGCACCAUCUGUGACUCAGCCAACGGACUUUGGGAGGUGGAGCCAUGUAAAAGCACUUCCAAUACAGUCUGUGUGUGUCUCCCGGGCUACGAGCCAGCUGCCACUAAACCUGAUGAGAAAAGAUGUAACCCAUGUCCCAAUGGGCAUUUCUCCAAAGGAGGGAAUGAGGCAUGCAAACCUUGGACAAAUUGUACAACUGAAGGCACAAAAACUCUCCUAGCUGGGACCAAGGAGAAGAAUGCGGUCUGUGACAACCUUUCUGUGGUGGUGCCUCUGACGACAAAUCUCACCUUUAAGCAGUCCUCAAAGACGUUGACACAUGCCACCUCAGAGACAAAGCCCACCUCGACUUCGUCUACGUCCAGUGCUUUGCCAACGGAGAGCUUACGCAGUGAUGUUAACCGAUCUGAGUAUUUACCGUAUAUCCUCAUCACCGCGGUGUUGUUCCUUGUAUUGGGUGUGAGCGUUCCUCUGAAGAUUUUUCAGAAAACUUCAAAAAACAAGGGAUCAGAGAGGUCCGUGAGACAGAUACAUACAGAUGGAAAAAACAGCUUCCGUAUCCCUAUCCAAGAGGAGCAAAUCGAUAGCAAAUCCAGUCUUGUGCAAAUCUAA